CGCACAUAUAAGUGUUAUUUCCAUCCAUUAUUCAUGGCCUUCACUUUCCCCUUUCUUGUUUUGUCCUGACUCGAGUCGCGACUGAUUUCUGUAUUACCACUCACUAAAGAAUUCUGCCGGCCCCACAAAAUUUCAGGUACAAAUCAAGUCGCUUCCGCUGCUGCCCUGUCUCUCUUUUCUCUUCUCUCUCCAACCUCUUCCACCUUGCAAUCUCUCUUCCUCCCGCUCCCACCCAGCACCACCACAGCCUCAAAUGGUUUCAACUCUCCUGGUAUGCCAGUAUCCGCCUCAAGUGAUAUUUAUCACGACUUUUUCUGUUCUUCUCUUGCUGAUCGCCUUUGCACAAAUUCAAUCCAAUACAAUGGGAAGAGGUCCGAUUCACAAGCACUCAUGGGACAAAUCCCACCCUGGCAAGUCGACCAAAGAGGAUUUCAAACAGAACCCCAUAGCGGGGAUAUAUUCUCCGCUUGUCGACGAUUUGCCGCACUACGAACCGUUGAUUCCGCUCCCUGCUGCCGCCAAAACAUGAAGAGGGCCAUGGCCCAGAAAACUCCAUCCCCCGAUCCCGCUGGCGAUUUCGCCAUUUCGGAUCCGAUGACUCCCGUCGGCGGGACCCAUUAUUCAAGUAAGCCCACACCUCUGGUGUCGCAGCGCACUUAUUUUCUUUCUUUUCUUCGACAUACUGCCUGUGUCGUAUAUCACGUCGACGCAAAAACGGGGAGAAAUUUCGAGCGAUUCUACUGCGACAGCUGCCAUUUCUCACGAUGACGGUUUGAGAUCCAUUAUAAAUCUUUCCUCACCAGGCACAGGAGUCUUGUUUGCUCCAUCCUCUACAGUUCCAAACCGAUUGGACCCUGGCAACAGCGACCGCCAUUCCAAACGUCCCCUACUUUGGGGAAGGGCGGUACCUUGGGGUAUCUGUUUACAGCGACAGAGGUCCAAUUACUCUGGUUGACUCGGUGAUUCGGGUGGCGCGGAACUGUGAGGGUGUUGCUUACGUGGUUAGGUGUUUCUGCCCUUCCCGCUUGGCCGGCCUUUCAACUCGAACCUGUGGUGAUCUCACAAGGGAGGCUGAUAGCUCGAUUUGUGGAAAUGGUUCGGCUGCAUACUAAUGAGAGGAAUACUAUACGUUGGGAGGUUCGGGUUUUGCUGGGCAUCAUUUUGAUGUUGGUGUUGAUGGAGAUGGCUGGGAGGGUGACGUAUCCUGGGUGUACGAGUAGCCACCAUACAUAUAGUUUGGGGAAAUCGAAUUUGGCCUGAGGGCAUGAUCUUUUCGUUCAGAGAAGGUCUGAAUUUGUGCUUAAAAAUUGACAUGCGAAAGAUGCGGUCAACCAACUCUUCGUCAUCAACGGACCGAACACCGAAAUCAAAAUGGUCGAGGAUCAUCGCAUCAACGGCGAAACGACUCCAAGUGGCGCGCAAGAUCCCAGCCGCCGACAAGAGCUCAACGAAGCCCUCUGGCUACCCAUGUGGCAUUUGCACCUAUCGAAAGACAAGAUUCUUUGACUACCCAGUUGGCCUUUAUGGUAGCGCUCCAGGCGUCGUGUUCAGCACCGGAGACAAUACUAAAUUCUCCGUUGGCAUGAACUGCCCCGACACUGCCUUGGGUAGAACGAAUUCUAUUCGGCUCUUGGUCGGACAUGAUGCCAAAGGCGUUGCGGAGCGUGCAGACGGAAAUGACUACGCUCCCGAGACAGCCAGGACGAAUGGGCACACUUGCACUGGCCGUCGAGCUGCAGACUUGGGGUCCGUCAACUACGCCAUUCUAUCUGUUCAACAAGGUGGUGUAGAGAUUGCGGACGACAAUAACUUCGGCAAUAGAUGUCCAGAACAGAAGAUGAUAUAA
Podospora bellae-mahoneyi is the source of this 1846-nucleotide messenger RNA. RefSeq lists its product as uncharacterized. The record is from RefSeq and is a predicted model, not a curated record. NCBI's taxonomy places the organism in Eukaryota, Fungi, Ascomycota, Sordariomycetes, Sordariales, Podosporaceae.